AUGGUGAUUAAAUUAGUGGGGGGUUUUGCAGGAAUAACGGCUGCGAAAGUACUGGCGGAGAAUGGAGUGGAGGACGUGGUGAUACUGGAGGCGGCGGACACGAUUGGCGGCCGGAUAAGGAAGGAGAAGUUCGGCGGCGUCACGGUGGAGCUCGGCGCCGGGUGGAUCGCCGGCGUCGGCGGAAAACAGUCGAACCCGGUCUGGGAGCUGGCCCGCCGGUCCAAUCUCCGCACUUGUUUCUCUGACUACAGUAACGCCCGUUACAACAUUUACGAUCACAGUGGGAAGAUAUUUCCGAGCGGUGUAGCGGCGCAGUCCUACCAGAAGGCGGUGGAGUCUGCCAUACAGAAGCUACGCCACCUGGAAUCCAAUCCACACAUUCAACCAAAUUUAAUUCCAAACGAUAUGGCUCCAGAAUUUCUGGUAGCUGAUGAAAGAGGGUACGAACAUUUGUUGUACAAAAUGGCGGAGACUUUUCUUACCACGUGCCACGGUCAAAUAACGGACACGCGGUUAAAACUCAACCAGGUGGUUCGGGAAUUGCAGCACUCGAGAAACGGCGUAACUCUGAAAACGGAGGAUGGGUCCGUUUACGAGGCCAAUUACGUCAUUUUGUCCGUUAGCAUUGGCGUCCUUCAGAGCCACCUCAUUUCCUUCUCACCCCCUUUGCCCAGAUGGAAAACGGAAGCUAUUUCAAAUUGUGAGAUUAUGGUGUACACAAAGGUUUUCCUCAAGUUCCCGCGUAAAUUUUGGCCAUGUGGUCCUGGCAAAGAGUUUUUCAUCUACGCACAUGAGCGUAGAGGCUACUACACCUUUUGGCAGCACAUGGAGAAUGCGUAUCCGGGCUCAAACAUCCUAGUUGUCACCCUAACAAACGGCGAGUCGAAAAGAAUAGAGGCGCAAGCGGAUGAAGAAACUAUGAAAGAGGCAAUGGAGGUUUUAAAAAACAUGUUUGGGCAUGAUAUACCAUGUGCCACAGACAUCCUCGUACCUCGUUGGUGGAAUAACAGAUUCCAGCGUGGCAGUUACAGUAAUUACCCGAUUUACGUCAACCGUCAACUUGUCGAUGACAUUAAGGCGCCAGUUGGACGAAUAUUCUUCACGGGCGAACAUACGAGCGAGAAAUUUAGGAUUGAUACAAGCAAAGCCUUAAUUGAAGAAAUGAGAGCAGAAAAGGAAAGGAGAAGAGAAAGUCAAGCAUUGUUAAUGGAACCUCUGUUGGCCUUAUCCUUACCACCCUUGGCUGCUCAACCAAAUAUCCCCCAGUUCGAUACGCCAAGACAGCUUUUCCUUCACACCAAUCUCAUAAACGAACCAAACAAAUCUUGAGGAUUAUUAUGUAAAUUUGUUGACAAUCAUGACUUUGACAUGGUGAAUUGAACAACAAGAUGGAUGGGUGAUGUAAAUUAGAGGAGGUAAAUAACAUUGGAUGGGGAAUGGCUUCUGAUUAUAUUCAUUCUCUUGAGCUGGAUAGCAUAACACUGAAAAGUGGAGACUGUGAAUGACUUAGGUUGCUGGC
Messenger RNA from Striga asiatica, 1519 nucleotides. The record is from the annotation of a GenBank genome assembly. Lineage: Eukaryota; Viridiplantae; Streptophyta; Magnoliopsida; Lamiales; Orobanchaceae.